AUGGUACAAGACAACAGCAAUAAUGAGAAUACAACCAUCACACACUCGGAUACAGAGAUUACUGUCAUUGGAGGACAAGCCCUGUCUGAUGAACAACAGGAGAAGCAGGAAAAGACCCAAAUGCCAGAACCUGUUUAUAUGCAUAAAUCAUCAGAUUUCAUGUAUAAUAAAUCGGCAGCAACCAUAUCAACACGUCAACUUGGUUGCAUGUCAAAUUACAGCCUUGAGAUGCACCCUCGUAUCAUCACUAAAGAUGCAUCUUACUCUUUUAUUUGGCUUGAUGAACAAUACAAGAACAUUGAAACCUCAGAUAUGGCUGCUGCUGCUACAGCGAAACGGCAUUUUUUCCAUACGCGAGGGUUCUGUAACCUGUUUACUAUACUGUUCAUCAUUGCCAUCAUCCUGUUCUUGUUCAUCUAUCCGUUUGCUACCUUUUUUUUCAAAUGA
Messenger RNA from Mucor velutinosus, 447 nucleotides. RefSeq lists its product as uncharacterized. NCBI's taxonomy places the organism in Eukaryota, Fungi, Mucoromycota, Mucoromycetes, Mucorales, Mucoraceae. The coding region runs from base 1 to 447 and encodes 148 amino acids. The record is from RefSeq and is a predicted model, not a curated record. The transcript has a single exon.